Molecule: messenger RNA, 1056 nt
Organism: Rotaria socialis
Lineage: Eukaryota; Metazoa; Rotifera; Eurotatoria; Philodinida; Philodinidae
Source: the annotation of a GenBank genome assembly
AUGGGCUCAACUCCAAGUACCAGUCAAGUAAAGAAACACAAUCCCAUUCACCCAUUGCCAACACAAGAUCCAUUGAGACAGCAUCGUCGACAUUCACAGUCGUCUUCGCCACCACCGAGAACGGCACAUAAAAGAGCAAAGGUAGACGAUCUUCAAUGGCCAUUACCACCAAGCGAAUCUGGUGGAGAGUUCCGGCCAGACUGGCCAACCGAUCGCGAACGAUAUUCUAUAAAGAAAGCCUAUAGUCUAAAGGCAACUAAUAAAGUGAAAAAAGCUACAGUGAUUGAUGAAAGCAGAACAAAUAGCAAACAGUUUCAUCAGAAAGAAACAAGUAUUAACGCAUCAGAGAAACGAAAUUCAAGUAUUCAUGAUUCGGCUCAGGUUCAAUCAUCACUACAAACUCAAUCUCAUGCAUGCAUAAAUUUAUCAACGACACAAGAAAUCGACGACCUAUUAAAUCGCCUAAGUCAGGUCCAUCAGCAAAUUGAUCUGAACGUAGAAGAACAAGGAAAACUUAUAUCAGAACAAUCAAAGUUACUCAUAGACCUUAUUAUUAAUGAUACACGUAAUGCACAACAACAGUUGCUGAGCUAUGCCAAGAUGCGGCAGACAGGACAAGAUAAAUUAUAUAACGAUUGGCUACAGAUGUACGUCGUUGCAUUGGACCAAUGGAAAUCUAUGCAACUAGCUGAACUCCAAGACGACUUGCAGGCUCAUCAGAGUACGAUCAUGCAAAGAUCUCAAUAUUUGAUUUCGCAAGUUAACCAAGAUUCUCACACAUUGAGAGAACAACUUCUUAAAGUACAGCAAGAGAACGCAUCUAAAGAAAUUCAGGAAAUUAUCGGAAGAAUAGAGUCGAUGUCCACUCAUCAUCUAGGAACUGAAACCAUGACGAGAAUCAAUUUAGUUAUACAUGGCAAUGUCGGUACAAAAAUGCCUGGCCAAGAUUGUAAAUUCGAUUUUGACCAAAGCAACCCCGAGAGUGAUAGGGUGGGUGUGCCAAAAACAAAGCCGAGUGGAGUCGGUCCGACUAAACAUAAAACGACAGAUUCAUGA